CCGACUGCGUCUCAAAAAAGGGAAUGGAGCAUUUCGAAUUGUGAUAAGGUCAUUUGUUUUUGUUCUUCAAUUGGUAAUAUAGUCAUAGGAAGACUCCGCGCUUAGCUUAAAACUAGGAUGUCCAGAAGCUCUUCUGAAGAAAGAAACAAAACACAAAAAUGUCCAUUCGAGGUUUACAGAUCUGAAGGCGAUGCAUUUCUUAUCAAGAAAAUGUAUUCGAAGGCUAUAAUGGCGUACAACCAGGCGUUGGAUAAGAAGGAAAAUGAUAGACACUGCCUUUUACGGAGAGCUUCAUGUUAUUUGGCAACCGGAAAUAUCAGCAUGGCCCUAUGUGACACGGAUACGGCACUUUCAGAAGACCCAAACUAUUAUAAAGCUCUUUAUAUUAAAGCUCAGAUACUCUACAACAAAGGUGAUUUUGAACAUGCGCUGAUGUUCUUUCAUCGUGGACAGCAGCAGAGACCGGAAUUACAGAUGUUUAGACUAGGUAUCCAGAAAUGUGAGGAGGCUGUUGAAAAUUCCUUGAAAGAUCACAAAAAAGUCAAAAUUGCUAGUGGAGGGGCGAAAGGCUUUGCGAAACAAAUGGAGGAUAAAGCAAAAUUACGCCAAAUGGGUCAAAAGUCAAAGAGAGUAACAGGUGAUACUGAUACUUCAGAUGGAAAUCAAAAUAACCAGAGUAUCCCCACUAGUUUAAUUCCAAGAAAUAUGUCAAAAAUUAUGUUUGGUCCACUUUAUACAGAUCAUGAAUAUUUAGAGGAAUUAUUAAGGCAAGAAACUGCACAUAAAUGGAAAACAGCCAAUUCUGAAGAAGUACGGAAUCUAGCUCGUGAUGGCAUCGCAUAUCUGGAUGAAAGAUACAAAUUCUGGCAUCAAGAGAAACCUGUUUAUGCUCGAACUAAGGCUAGACGAAUAAAACAGCUAGCGAACUCUCAAUUUUCAAAAAGAUCGAAAUUUCCAGGAGUUAAGAGUGUUCUAGACAAAUUGCACAAAAUCGACAAAUUACAACGCAAACAUGAACAUUCCUUAGCAGUGAAACACGCUCAUCAUCUAUUAUAUGAAGUUAAAGCCUAUGAUGAAACACAUAUUCCAAAUUAUCAUGAAAUUUUAGCCAAUAUUAAUUCACUACUUGGAUUAUCCAACUUAGAAUUAGGAAAUUAUUCAGAAGCAUUAAAAGCCUAUCAGGCGGCUUAUGAUCUUGGUGAGAAAAUCAAUUUACCAGAGAUCAUUUCAAAUUCAAUGGAUAAUAUGGGACGUGUUUAUGCAAAAUCAGGUGAUUACGAUUCAGCUGUAAAAGUAUGGGAAGAGAAACUUGAGAAGUGUACCGAUGAUUUGGAUAAAGUAUGGCUCUGUUAUGAAUUAGGUCGAUGUUAUUUAGAAUUACAAAAACCACAAAAAUCUUUUGAAUAUGGUGAGAAAGCAAUGCAUAUAGCAAAUGCUAUGGAGGAUAAACCAUGGCAGUUAAAUAUCAAUGUUUUGAUUGGGCAAUCAAAUUUACAAUUAAAAAAGCGUAAUGAAGCUCAAGAUGCUUUUAACAAAGCCUAUGAUCUAGCUAAAGAACUUAAAGCUCGUGAUGCUGAAAAGGCUAUCUUAGAGGUUAUCGAUGAACUACAAAGCACUGGUAGAGAGAUUGAUACAGAUGCAUUCACUGAUACUGAAGAGAAUGUGGGCUCAGAAGAAUUAACAACUCCACGAAGUAAACCGCCGUCAACAGACCAUCAGAAAAUACAGUCCACUGAACCACAAGAAGGGAUUAAUUAAUCUAAGAAGGGAAAAAGUGUCCAUCUAAUGAAAUGGCUAUUUCUCUCCAGAAAACAAUCAUGUCAAUGAACUCACAAAAAGUUUCCUCUCUUAUUCUCAUAUAAAUAUAUUAUAUUGCCUUCUUUCUAUUUAUGACAGAUUAUGAAUUAUGAUUGAGUAAAAAAUUUCAAA
Molecule: messenger RNA, 1929 nt
Organism: Trichobilharzia regenti
Lineage: Eukaryota; Metazoa; Platyhelminthes; Trematoda; Strigeidida; Schistosomatidae
Source: the annotation of a GenBank genome assembly